Molecule: messenger RNA, 1728 nt
Organism: Cordyceps fumosorosea ARSEF 2679
Lineage: Eukaryota; Fungi; Ascomycota; Sordariomycetes; Hypocreales; Cordycipitaceae
Product: F-box domain, Skp2-like protein
Exons: 2
Coding region: 1-1728 (575 amino acids)
Biological process (GO): SCF-dependent proteasomal ubiquitin-dependent protein catabolic process
Cellular component (GO): SCF ubiquitin ligase complex
Molecular function (GO): protein binding
Source: RefSeq, a predicted model, not a curated record
AUGUCUACCGGCGAAGGCCUGGACUCGGAGCUCGAGUCUUUUAGAAAGCAAUGGCUCUCAGAUCUCCAAUCCCAGCGCGAGCCUACGACCGCCGAUGCCGCAGCACCGUCAUCCUCGCCCGCCGGUCAUCAUCGUCGUCAGAGCCACAGCCGCCGACACGACGCCUCGCACCAGUCGUUUUCUUCUUCAUCCGCGCGGCCCGGACCUCUAAAGAAGGCCAACGGGCCGCCCAGCCCCACGGCCGCCCGGCGGGCCCUGAUCCUAGAGGAAGGCUCCGACUAUCUGGGUGGCCGUUCGUUUGACGAGCCCGCGCCGUCACUCUCCGCAUUUUCCGGGGCCAGGACACUCGCCGCUCCAAAACCCCCGGAGAGGCGCCUUGUAUCCGCUCUCGACCAUUAUGAGGAGGCCAUGGAGAAGGAAGCCCAAGAGCGCCGAUACCGUGAAAAGCAUUUCCCAGCGGCGUCAGCAAACGCGCCCACAGUCCAGGCAUCCGGCAGCAGCAGCACGGUUGCAUCCACCUCCGCAACCACCACCUCCGCCCCCGCGCCCGAGGUCCCCGCCGGUCCGCCUAAGACGUUGUCCGAGCUGCUAGAGGGCUUCGCCGCGCUGCAGAUUGAACCCGCCACCGCCGACGACCCCGCCGUCGAAGGUGAGGCGCCGCCAGUCCUUCCCUGCCCCAUGGCCAGCCUCCCCGACGAGCUGCUCACGCACAUCCUGCACGACGUCGCCGUGGCCGACGUGGCCGAGUAUGUGCGCUUAUCCCUCGUCUGCCGGCGGCUCGCAUACCUCGUCGCCCGCGAGCAGCGCAUCUGGCGACGUGUCUGCCUCGGCGCCGAGUUUGGCUUCGCCGGCAUGCACUACCGCUGGAACCGCGGCAUCGAGUGGGGUCCGCUCUCGGAGGAGUCCGAGGACGAGCAGGCGGCGGAGGAGGAGGACAGUGACGAGGAAGACUCCCCCAACUCUGAUGCCAUCGUCGCCGACACCGACGCCAUCCGCCUCAGCCCGCGCGAGCGCGCCGAACGCCGCGCGGCUCGCCUGCACGCCGCGACGCUGUCCCUGACGCCGUCCGUGUACACGACGUGGCGGGCCAUGUUCCGUGCGCGGCCGCGCAUCCGCUUCGGCGGGUGCUACAUCUCGACCGUCAACUACGUGCGCUCCGGGCAGGCCUCGACCAACCAGCUGACCUGGGGCGGCGCGCCCAUCCACAUCGUCACGUACUACCGCUACCUGCGCUUCUUCCGCGACGGCUCCCUCAUCAGCCUGCUGGCGUCGGACCCGCCCGCCGACGUCGUCCACUACAUGACACGCGACGCCCUGCGCCUGCACCGCGAGUCCUCCUCCUCCAGUACCGCCGCCGGCCACCACGGCAGCCACCUACCCGGCGCCGUCAUGCGCCUCGCCCACCGAGGCCGGUGGCGCCUCUCCCCGCCCGGCAGCAGCAGCAGCAGUGGUGGUGGCGGUUGUGGAGGUGGUGGUGCGGGCGCCCCCUCGCCGAGCGGCGACGACGAGCUCUCGGUGGAGACGGAGGGUGUCGGCGCAAAGUACGUCUUCAAGAUGGACCUGCGCGUGCGCAGCGCCGGCAAGCCCUCGGCGCCCCGCGGGAACAAGCUCGUGCUGUGCGGCUUCUACAGCUACAACAAGCUGACCGAGGACUGGGCCGAGUUCCUGCUCAAGAAUAACAAACCGUUUUUCUUCAGCCGGGUGCGGAGCUACGGACUGGGCGAGUAA